AUGAGCUACAAAGAUCUUCAACCGCCAGAACUGAAGACUCUGCCGGAGUUCAUGAGGGCCCCAAGCCCCCAGAUACGGUUCCACUCUCCGUUCCCGCCACUAACAACCACCAAGAGAGUGCGCUCGGUGAUGGAGAGAGCGGGUUUUGAGGUGUAUCGUCCAGACCGUCCCCGAUCCUCAGGCAACCGCUCGACGCCCAAUCUGAGCAGCCACAGAAACUUCACGGCGCCAGGAACGCUCGCUACACAGCGCCACCACGACUCUGAUCCCCAGAUCCAGCACAAAAUGAUGACGAAGGACGGAGACAAGAGCACAACCUCGCUGCCUCUUGACGCCGGGCUCGACCAGAUCAAACAGAGAACUGCCUCUGCCGGAGCGUCAUUCCCAAACACACGCAGAGACCCGCUGGCCAAAUUCCAGCUGGGAGACGCAUCUGUGGACACCAGCACAGGGUCAUUGGGGCACGCAUCCAAGCUGCCUUCUGCCGCAGAUCGUGCCAGUGCACACAGUGGCAGUCCCUCCAGACGCUCCAGAGGCCUAUCGGGUAUGUCUCAGGCGUCCGAGAAGUCUGGAAACUCUCUCAAUUUCGGACCAAAGCCCAUGGUUCCUCAAAUUAUCACGUCCUCUGCAAGCUCGCCAAUCCAUAGCACGUCUCCGGCGCCUACAUCCAAUCCGCCACCUCAGCCGCCACCAGACGUUUUGGCAACUCCUCCUCUGGGGCCCUCGACGUUGCAGCCUAACGAUACACCUCUGUCGAAGUCCACGAUGAACACGACGGAGGAGGAGUUCGAGGACGCCAAUUCGUCGAUCGACGCGUUCGACGCCAAGUUCGAGGCUGAGAAUGACGACUCGGUGGAACAGCUGCUUUCGAUGCGCAAGGAGCUGUCGCCAACUCUAAAGGUCGAUCUGCAGAUCCCGCAGCUGAACCCAAGACCGACAGACAGCAUGACAUCGUCCAUAUACAAUGCACAAGACAUCCAGAGGCUGAAUAAUAUGCAGAGCCCGGAGUUUAAGAUAUACAACACACAGGAGGACGACCGCCAGAACGACAUGUCGACGAUCCAGGAGGACACAGAGUACGACGAUAGCGUGGCACAGGUGACCAAUAGAAUGUCCAGGCUGGAGACCGGAAGCCAGAACUCGGUCAAGUCUCCGAAAAAAGCUCCUUCUGUCGUCAAAUUUAACCCGGGAGAAGGACCGUGCAGGAAAUGCGGGCUGCCAAUUGCAACGGGCCAGAAGUCGAUCUGGUCCAAGGACCAGCAGCUGUCUGGCCAGUGGCACAGAAAAUGUUUUUCGUGCACCACGUGUUCGAAGCCGUUCUCGAAAGGCGAGUCCUGCUACGUGCACCAGGAUUUCCCGUACUGCGAACUACACUUCCAUGAGAAAAACGGCUCGCUGUGCACUUUCUGUGGACAGGGAAUCGAAGGCGAGUGUCUGUCGAAUGAACAUGGCGAGUUGUUCCAUGUACACUGUUUAAGCUGUUCCGAGUGUGGAGUGACAAUCAGGACUGAUUACUUUGUUUUCCAGGACAAGAUCCUGUGCGAGAACGACGGAGCCAAAUUAUUAGGAGAGUCCGGCGGCUUGGACGAACGCACAGCAAGAAGACACACCCGGUUGUUGUACUUAUAA
Molecule: messenger RNA, 1629 nt
Organism: Ogataea parapolymorpha DL-1
Lineage: Eukaryota; Fungi; Ascomycota; Pichiomycetes; Pichiales; Pichiaceae
Product: Paxillin-like protein 1
Exons: 1
Coding region: 1-1629 (542 amino acids)
Source: RefSeq, a predicted model, not a curated record